AUGGGAGACCUGAGGCGGCGAAUAAGGAUAAACUCAAGCAACUUGAGGAGAUGGUUAAGAAAUUGGCUGGAGACGGCGAGGACGACAAGUUGGCAGAGGUUUGACGGCACCGGCGACGCAGGAGAGCACAUCAAGAUGUAUAUCAUGUCCCUGUUAGAAUGGAAGAACUAUGACGUGGUAAUGUGCAAGUUUUUCCCAGCCAGUCUAGAAGGCGAGGCGAAUAAUUGGUUCUAUACUUUGCCUGAUGAGUCCAUUGGAAAUUAUGGUGUCCUAGUGGAAACAUUUCUUGAAAUAUACAUGCAUAACAUCAUUUCUCUCCCAAGGGUGAAUAAACUUUUCACACUGGCACGAAGGUUCAGGGAACCCUUAAGAUCUCUAACGGACAGAUGGAGGAAGCUGUGCACCGAUAUCGGGAAAGUACCUGUCGACCAACAGAUUUUCGGGUUCGAAAAUUCAUUAGGGAAAUCUGACCCUAUUUGGAUAGCAAUGUAUACUGAGAAACCGCAGACAUUAAGGGAGAUGAGGAAGAUGCAAGAGAAUUACAUCGCAUUAGAGGAGAUACAAGAAGGGGCGCAUGAUAGAGGAGUACAAGAAGCCAGUGCGUCGGUGGAACCUGUUCCUCGAGAAGACCCAACACGAUCAGAAAAAAGGCCGAUGGCACCACAACAAGGUUCGAGCAAGAAGGAAUGGGUCGAGAAAGGAAAGAAACCUCGUCACGAACCAAGAACGUACACGCCUCUGAAUGCACCAUUAGAGGAAAUACGAAGUAGAAAAGCGAAAUUACAUCAGAUACCCAAAGACUAG
Molecule: messenger RNA, 804 nt
Organism: Papaver somniferum (opium poppy)
Lineage: Eukaryota; Viridiplantae; Streptophyta; Magnoliopsida; Ranunculales; Papaveraceae
Exons: 2
Coding region: 1-804 (267 amino acids)
Source: RefSeq, a predicted model, not a curated record